Molecule: messenger RNA, 22217 nt
Organism: Coregonus sp. 'balchen'
Lineage: Eukaryota; Metazoa; Chordata; Actinopteri; Salmoniformes; Salmonidae
Source: the annotation of a GenBank genome assembly
AUGGCAGCUGACUUGCACAACAUCGGGCCGGAGACCGGGGAUUUGCUCACUGUACCGGUGUGAACCUGAGAAGAAGUAGCCUAGCACACGGAUCCGGUGAGUUACUUAUUUAUCUACAUUUCAUGUUUCGAUAUAAGAUAGAUUUUUGGUGACAAAUACAUUUUUUAUUAUUACAUCCUGUCAAAGUUAUGGUAAGUUUGGAUAUGACUGAUGAGGAAGCAGAAUAGCCUAACAGCCCAUUCAUCAAUAUCCAUUUGAUUUAACUGUUCAUCAUUACCAUCAUCACAAGGUAAUACUGGUAUAGCCUAAUAACAAAUUAUUCACUAAUGUACAGUCCAUCUCUCUCUCUCUCUCUCUCUCUAUUCUCUCUCUCUCUCUCUCUCUCUCUCUCUCUCUCUCUCUCUCAUAAGCAAGCAACGCUGUUUUAUAGUGUUGUCACUGUACUGUUGUAAACAUAGGCUCUCACUGUUAUCUCAGUACACCUAUGGCUCUGUUUGAAUAUUUUCUUCUCCUGGGCUGGAAGAUGUUCAAAAAGCAGGGACACUGAAUGGAUAAGCAGGAUUGUACACACACACACACACACACACACACACACACACAGACACACACACACACACACACACACACACACACACACACACACACACACAUAUUGAAAUGUGUGUUCUCUCACCAUGGGGUUUAGGGUGCUGCUGUGCUGAGAGCAGUCCUAGGCUACGUCCCAAAUGCCAUCCUAUUCCCUAUAUAGUGCUCUACUUUUGACCAGAGUACUAAUCACCUGCUGUAGUUAGUGCUUUAAUCAGGAGUUAUUAACAAGCCAGUGGUGGGUAUCAGACCUGCGUGUAAAUACAAUUUAAAAUCAUUUCAAAUUUUUUAGCUGGGCUUGAUUGACCUUAACUGGCGCAAUGGAACCAAUAGAACAGUUGCAAAAGUGCAAACCCCGCCCAUCUGGCACUGCCAGCAGGCUGAAGCAAACGCUAAAAUUAUUUUAAGGAUUUCUAAUAGUAUUUGAACCCAGGUCUGGUGGGUGUUUGGCUGCUCCUGAAGAGUCAGACAGCUCAAUGUGUUGUUCAAUCUGAGAGUACAGCAUACCUUAAUUCCAUCCGCACUUAUUUUCUUUCAAUCAGUCACACUUGUAAUCUUGUAUUCAGUCUUGUUUUCCAGCUCUGAGCAUUAGUUGAGCUUUUCAUUCACCAUUGUUCACCUUAAAUAUUUUCUUUAGUGUUUCCUGCACAUGCAAAAUACCAACCGUAAUCUGUAUUCUGUCUUUGCGGAAAUGAAGAACUUGAAACAAAUCUAGACAAUGGUAUCUUGAUUUAAGAGAGUGUCAGAGCCUACGGUCAUAUUUAAUUUGUGGAUGAUUAUGGUUCUAUUCUUUCACUCAAGUAAAGGCAUCUCACUGUUAAGUGAAAAGAGACUAAUUAUAAUUCAGUCUUCUGUAAAAGGAGAGGUUUAAAGAAGUGUGCAUUAACGGAACAGUUCAGUCUGUCUUGCUGAAUUUCUUGCACACAGGGAGACAAAUUAUACUAGGUAAGGACUGGAUAGGAAGGUAUUUCUGUCUGACCUGACGGACGAUGAGGCGGAGCACGUUCUACAGGUAGUGCAAAGGGACAUGAGGCUCUGAAAGAAAGAGGACGAGCGCCUCAGGUGAGUUUGGACCUUUGCACCAUAUAGUUGGAUCGGAAUCAGAAUCACCUUUAUUCGCCAAGUACAUUUACGCAUACCCAGAAUUUGACUUAAUGAGCUGGUGCUGCCAGCAAUAAACAUAGUACACAAGACAGAAUACAGACAUGGAGUUUGCACUACAUACAUUAUAUACAAUAGAAAUACAGUUAACAUAGAUACUUAGAGGGUAAGUACAUUUACAGUGAGGAAUGCAAUUUACAGUGGAAAUAUAUCUAUGUACAGUGCAUUCUGAAAGUAUUUCGACCCCUUGACUUUUUCCACAUUUUGUUACGUUACAGCCAUAUUCUAAAACGGAUUAAAUAAAUAAAAAUCUUCAUCAAUCUACACACAAUACCCCAUAAUGACAAAGUGAAAACAGGUUUUUAGAAAUGUUUGUAAAAAAUUAUAAUAAUACAAACAUAAAACGUUUUUACAUAAGUAUUCAGACCCUUUGCUAUGAGACAUGAAAUUGAGCUUAGGUGCAUCCUGUUUCCAUUGAUCAUCCUUGAGAUGUUUCUACAACUUGAUUGGAGUCCACCUGUGGUAGAUUCAAUUGAUUGGACAUGAUUUGGAAAGGCACACACCUGUCUAUAUAAGGUCCCACAGUUGACAGUGCAUGUCAGAGCAAAAACCAAGCCAUGAGGUCGAAAGAAUUGUCCGUAGAGCUCCGAGACAGGAUUGUGUCGAAGCACUGAUCUGGAGAAGGGUACCAAAAAAUGUCUGCAGCAUUGAAGGUCCCCAAGAACACAGUGGCCUCCAUCAUUCAUAUAGUAACAAAAAUACUAGGAGUAUCUAAGGUGGAAAUAAAAAUGAAUACUUAUACACUGUACAUACCCUACUUGUAUAAUGGGACGUCGCACAAUUCAAGUGAUAAUUGGAUGUCUGUCGUCUGUGACUGUAGUUUUCCUGACUAUUUAAUUUGACCUGGAAAAACUCCUGUCCCUAGAGAUGACCUGUUACCACACACACACACACACACACAUCUAAGAAGCCCUAGCACCCUCUCCAGCCUCCUCAGCUUAAUUAAACAAUCAGAUUAAAGCCUGGUGGGAGGACUCCUGUCCAAUCAGAUUAAAGCCUGGUGGGAGGACUCCUGUCCAAACAGAUUAAACCCUGAUGGGAAGACUCCUGUCCAAUCAGAUUAAAGCCUGGUAGGAUGACUCCUGUCCAACUUUAACACUGCUCCAUGUUUCAAUCUUAAUUUAGUCAUAUUCGUUAGCCAGCUGGCAAAUGUCUGCAAUUACUUUAGCCUGUGAUUGUUACCAUGGCCCUGAUAGCUCCCCACUGAUUGGUCAGCUGCAAUUAGUUGUUGGUUUACUGAACUGGGGUGGUUGCAGGAAUUCUCAGUUUGGGGUUGAGGCAUGAGAAACAUGGUUUAAUUACUCAUAAUUAGAGCUGGGAGCUGACCAUGCGACCUGACUAGGAAAACCUCUGGGCCCUGGCUAGUUGUAGGCUGUUACUAGAGCCUAUAGUUUUUCCUGGGCAGGUCAUGUGCUUGGAAAAAACCACUAGCCCGACACAUAAUUCAAGAGGGUAUUGUUAUUGUCAGUUCUGUUUGUGUGGAAUAAUAAUGUCCUUACCUGAGCAAGCCUGGCAUGGCUGGCAUCGGCUCUACAGUGGCACCAGUGGACACACACUACUUGGCCCACAGCACCUCACAAAUGUAUUUGUCAGAUGUGCCGAAUACAACCGUGAAAUGCUUACUUACAAGCCCUUAACCAACAAUGCCGUUUUAAGAAAAUAGAGUUAAGAAAAUAUUUACUAAAUAAAUUAAAGUGAACAAUUAAUUAAAAAGUAACACAAUAAAAUAAUAAUAACGAGGCUACAGGGGGUACUGGUACCGAGUCAAUGUGCGGGGGUGCCUCUGGUUCAUGCAUUCACGUGCAGGUUGUGCAUUCCACAUAGAUGGGGAAUCCGACCUGAGUUAAGCGCAUGUAAAUGGAACGUAAUUCAAUUUGUAUGCACUAUUUACCUGCUAUUUGUUCUAGGUGGAGAUCUAAGAAAUGAAGGCGUGGCGGAGGUGUGUCUACAAAUACGCCGUAUUCUGACCUUGACUUAAUUCCCUAAUAAUUCCACCACCUUUUACGUGCGAAGAAACCAUGAAUAAGGUUGUGCGAACCUACCGGUUCUAAGUGGAAAAAGCGUAUACUCUUUAUUUUUUCCAAUAGAAUCUCCCCACUGGACACAGACGUCAGUUCAACGUCUAGUUUUGAUUUACAUUCAGUUGAGUUGUCAACUAACGUGAAUUCAAUGUGAAAUCAACUAACAAUGUCACCAUGUCAUUGGAUUUAGGUUAAAAGUUGGGUAAAAGAAAGACGAAAUUCCCUUAUGUUGAUGACUUUUUGUCAAUUCAAAUCAGUUUUCCACAUUUAUUCAACGCCAUCACAUUUAUUUUAUUUUAAUUUUUUUAAAUGACGUGGAAACAACAUUGAUUCAACCAGUUUUUGCCCCUUGGGUCCAUGCACUGUUAUUUAUAUAUUGAUAAGAGAUAUUGAUAAGAGCUAGGUAAAUGAGUAAUCCGUUUGAAGAAGGCGAUUGUAAAUACACAAUGCAAAUGUUUUAGAUUAUUUUUCCUUAUGAUCCCUGGAGACGAAUGUGAAACCAGUCAUAUGGAAGCAAACUGAAAAUCAUAUCAACAUGACAUGUAUUGUGGCCCCCUUUCCCACAGUGAAGUAUGUUAUAAAUAGCUAUGCUGUUAUUCCGAUUUUUUUAUUGUAUGCCCUCAUAAAUUACAAGGAUGAAGUUUGGAGACCCUGGCUUUUCUCCGUUUUAUUUUACAAUUUGUAUCAUGUAUCAUAUCAUCCCCUAUUGGGAGCCACCAUCAGUAAUACCCACAUACAUUUAUAACUGUCACUUUAGUGUUAGUUUCCUUCAAUUUGUAGCCUACAUUUAGCAUAAUUCCAUUCCAUUCCUUUCUUUCCUCUGUCACGUCCAUUUGUUUGUUCCUGAGGGUCACUAGCAGUAGUGGAUGAUAUUGCAUAUAUUUAAAUGGCUUUCUUUCAUUGAUCCCUAUAUUCUGAAGCCAUUCUCUCGAUCUCUUCUAGUGAAUCUGUCAACAACAUUUUAAUUAAAAGUAGAAGUAUUUAAAGGAAUGGCUUAAGAUAAAUGUACUGAAAACCCUAUUGAAUGCAAACUCCACAAGAAAAUCUGUUGGCCAGCAAGUGGGCCCAUACUGAAUACAAAGAGCAUCUAAGGACAAACCCAUGAGCUUGGCAGGUCAGACAAGGAAACAUUGUGUCUUCUGCAUUUGGACGAUUAUGGGACACACAGACACGAACACACACACACACACACACACACACACACACACACACACACACACACACACACACACACACACACACACACACAACUGAUUGGGAGUGUGUAGGAGUGAAGUUGUUUUCAGUAGACUGCCAGAGUUGUCUGAGGAUAAUUGUGUUUGACAUAGCUCAGGUCACUAGGAGUCUUGUUUUCUGCCUUCAGCUAGAAAGUCCUCCUGCUGUGGAACUGCACUGCUGUCUUUGUGUGUACGGUAUUUUAACUCCCUACAUUACUACAGUAGCCUGGGAAUCUACCAUAAGAAACAGGGCUCCAUAUGACCAUUUGACCUCAAUGAAACUGCAGUGAUCUCCACAAAAAAAUACCUAGAUACUUACAAUAUUGCAGCAGUGUAAUGUGUAAUUUUUAUAUUGGCCUCUGCUGUAAUGGGGUCAGACCCAGCACUCUGGCAGGCCAGUGCAUCCGUGGUGUAGUAUUACUUCAUUACGUAAUCUUUGUUUAUUCAUGCCUUUAAUUUUUUCAUCCUGAGCAUCUAAACUGUUAAGAUUAUCCCCUGUGUCAUCUGCCCUCUCUCUCUCUCUCUCUCUCUCUCUCUCUCUCUCUCGCUCUUUCUCUCUUUCUCUCUUUCUUUCUCCUCCCUGAUUCAGUCAGGGUGAUUCUGAUGGACAAGAAACAAAUUGGAUUUGCUAUUUUGUUUGUAUCGCCCAAACGGUGUAAUAGAAGACCAGUUCUUCUAUUCCUCCUCUGUUCCUCUGGUGAUGUAGAGGUUAACCCAGGCCCUGUAGCCCCCAGUAUCACUCCUAUCCACCAGGCGCUAUCAUUUGUUGACUUCUGUAACCGUAAAAGCCUUGGUUUCUUGCAUGUUAACAUCAGAAGUCUCCUCCCCAAGUUUGAGUUAUUCACUGCGUUAGCACACUCUGCCAACCCUGAUGUUCUAGCAGUGUCUGAAUCUUGGCUCUCCGUCUAGAUAGAACUGCCAAAGGGGGCGGAGUUGCAAUCUACUGUAGAGCGCUAUCAUACUAUCCAGGUCUGUGCCCAAAGAGUUUGAGCUUCUACUUCUAAAAAUCCACCUUUCCAGAAAUAAGUCUCUCACUGUUGCCGCUUGCUACAGACCCCCCUCAGCCCCCAGUUGUGCCCUGGACACCAUAUGUGAAUUGCUUGCCCCCCAUCUAUCCUCAGAGUUUGUACUGCUUGGUGACCUAAACUGGGAUAUGCUUAACACCCCGGCCGUCCUACAAUCUAAACUAGAUGCCCUCAAUCUCACACAAAUAAUCAAGGAACCUACCAGGUACAACCCUAAAUCCAUAAACAUGGGCACCCUCAUAGAUAUCAUCUUGACUAAUUUACCCUCUAAAUACACCUCUGCUGUCUUCAACCAGGAUCUCAGCGAUCACUGCCUCAUUGCCUGCGUCCGUAAUGGGUCCACCCCUCAUCACUGUCAAACGCUCCCUAAAACACUUCAGCGAGCAAGCCUUUCUAAUUGACCUGGCCCGGGUAUCCUGGAUGGAUAUUGACCUCAUUCCGUCAGUAGAGGAUGCCUGGAUGUUCUUCAAAAGUGCUUUCCUCUCCAUCUUAAAUAAGCAUGCCCCAUUCAAAAAAUUCAGAACUAAGAACAGAUAUAGCCCCUGGUUCACCCCAGACUUGACUGCCCUUGACCAGCACAAAAACAUCCUGUGGCGUACUGCAUUACAUCGAACAGCCCCUGCGAUAUGCAACUUUUCAGGGAAGUCAGGAACCAAUAUACACAAUCAGUUAGGAAAGCAAAGGCUAGCUUUUUCAAACAGAAAUUUGCAUCCUGUAGCACUAACUCCCAAAAGUUUUGGGACACUGUAAAGUCCAUGGAGAAUAAGAGCACCUCCUCCCAGCUACCCACUGCACUGAGGCUAGGAAACACUGUCACCACCGAUAAAUCUACGAUAAUCGAGAACAGUAGUGUGUAGUCAUAAAAACUCAAAAAGUGAGGGUGUGGCCAUCCUGUUCUCAAAAGGGUUUUUGCCUUUGUCAUAUGAGGUUGAAGAGGUAAUUGAGGGGAGGUUAUUAAAAGUUAGAGUGAGGUAUGAAAACAUCACUAUGUGUCUGAUAAAUGUAUAUGCCCCAGUGGUGGCAGUUGAGAGGGUAUGUUUUUUAGAGACAUUAUCAAAUACCAUUGAGAAAUGUAAUACUGAGGAUUAGUUAUUUCUUGCUGGGGAUUUCAACUGCACAGUCAGUGAUUUAGAUAGAAAUCACAAAGAACCUCAUAUAGCCUCAAGGACUUUUAAAAAACGCCUCACACAUGAACUGUGUGAUAUUUGGCGGAGUCAACAUGGAGGCACGAGACAGUACACAUGGGCUCAUGUGAGAGAGAACACCAUGUCUCUGGCCAGAUUAGCUAGGUUUUAUUGUUUUGAGCAUCAAUCUCAGGUCUUUAAAUCAAGUGUGAUAACCCCAGUGGGAUUUUCAGAUUAUUGUUUAAUAACAGAAAUAAGUUUAAUUAACGCUGUCAGUUUCAUUAACACUGUAAAACCCAAAAGUGCAUACUGGCAUUUUAAUACAACUUUAUAGAGUGAUACUCACUUCAGGAAAUGUUUUUGUUUUUUCUGGGAGAGGUGGAGGUCUCAAAAGACCCGUUUUGUAUCCCUUCAAGAGUGGUGGGAUAAAGGGAAAAUCCAGAUUCAACAAUUCUGUAAUCAAUACACAAUGAAUGUGUAUGGCCCAUGGGGGGCCAGUAUGAAAAAUGUAUGCACUCACUAACUGUAAGUCUCUCUGGAUAAGAGCGUCUGCUAAAUGACUAAAAUGUAUAAAUGUAAUGUCACCAAAGACAUCACCAGAUCAAUGAAAGCCCUAGAGUUUGAAAUAGUGGAACUCCUGUUGUUGGUUGAGACCACAGGAGACGAGGCCAUACUCAGGCCCUCGAGGAAAAAAGCAGCAUUGGCAGACCUGCUGGGUAUCAGAUCACAGGGGGCAUUGGUGUAAAGUAAGUUUCAGGGAAUCUCUGAAAUGUUUCUUUGGUUUAGAGAAAAAUAAUGGACAAAGAAGAAUUAUUCAUUGGGCUUCCCGUUGACUUUGUUAAGUCUUUUUGGGCUAUGUUGGGAGAGGAUUGACUAGCAGUAGUUAACAAUAGUUUGACUGGAGGGUUACUACCGAUAAGCUGCAGGAGGGCUGUCCCUACUGCAGGAGGGCUCACCCUACUGCCAAAAAAGGGUGAUCCUAGGGAGGUGAAGAACUGGAGGCCAGUGGCUUUAUUGUGCACUGAUUAUAAGAUCCUGUUGAAGGCUUUGUCCAACAGGCUGAGGGAGGUGAUGGGGCAAAUCAUACAAAAGCACCAGUCUGACUGUGUUCCCAGCCGGCAGAUAGGGGAUAACAUUUCUCUGAUUUGGGAUUUUUUGGACGUCUCUAGGGCUAUUACUGAUGAUGUCGUUAUUUUAGUGAAAAAUCAAGCAGAGGUGGAUAGUUUGAGUCUCAUGGUUGAUCGGUUUAGGGGAAUAUCCUCUGCAAAGGUAAAUAUCUCGCUUCAUCCUCUUCCCUCUCGCAGCGCAGGCAGGGCACCCACCUCCACAACACCUCGAGGCGCGCGCGCGCGCGGUCUAGCGCGAGAGCGAGCGCAGCGCGCCGCUCGCGUCUCUCUCUCUCGUCCCCCCCUCAACCGUAAAACCGCAGCCUCCUCUCUCUCUUUCUCUCUCUCUCUCGCGCUCUCUGUCUCUCUCUCCUUCUCUCUCUCCCUCUCUCUACUUCUUGCUCUCUCUCUUUCAUCCUCUCUCUCCUCUCUCUGUCUCUCUCUCAUCUCAGCCCGUCUCCAACCCUCCCACCCUCCUACCCUCCUCCACCUACCCUCCUCCACCUCUCUCCUAUCUCUCAUCCUCCUUUCCUUCCCCCCAUCCCCCCCCCCCCCCCCAUCCUCCCUCGCUCUCUUUCAUCCUCCCUCAGUGACCUGAAGCAGGAGCUUUACAAGGAGGGCAGUCGCUGCUCCCUGCUCUCCCGGCAGCAUCGCUUCAACGAGCGCCGCUGCAUCCGCUGCAGCUCUCCCUUCACCUUCCUGGUCAACCUCAAGCGCCAGUGUCUGGACUGCCAGUACAACGUCUGCAAUACCUGCAGCUCCUACAGCAAGAAAGACAAAGCCUGGGUCUGUUCAGCGUGCCAGAAGGGCAGGUCAGUGUGGAGGGGUGUGUUUCUGCCAUUUUGUUAGUCCCCACAAGGUCAAAUGCUAUUUCUAGGGGAUUUAAAAUUAGGUUUAGGUUAGGGUUAUGAUCUAGGGUUAGUUUUAGGGUUAGGGUAAGGGUAAGGUUAGGUUUUGGGGUUAAGGUUAGGAUUUUGAAUGGGACUGAAUUGUGUGUCCCCACAAGGUUAGUUGUACAAGACUGUGUGUGUGUGUGCAUGAGUGUGCAUGAGUGUGCAUGAUUGUGCAUGAUUAAGUGUGUGCGUGCUUGUGUGUGUGUGUGUGUGUGCGUACGUGUACCUUAUAUCCUAUUUACCAAGGGGUGAAUGACAGUGAUGAUCUUUAUCAGCUAUGUAAGCUUGUGUUGAGCCUCAGACCUCAGUGACUAAGAUGUAUUUAGUAUUGGAGACGUCAGGUAGCCACAGGGUGUACUGAUAGUUGUUAUAAACAUGUCAUCUCCACAGUCUCCUCUCUCAGGCGUCACCGACUGUGACACCUGUUGACAGCCUGUGUCAGCUUAGUUUAUACUCACUAUGGCAUGUACAAACACACACACACACACACACACACACACACACACACACACACACACACACACACACACACACACACACUGUCACACCUGAAAACUGCAAAUGCAACUCACAUAUUUACUAAGUAUACCACCAGUGUAUGUACAUUGCACACAUUGUUAGCGUGCAAAUAUACCAUUCGUUAUAGGGAAAUAAUGCAUGCUCUAGAAUGCCCUUCAAGCCAAUCAGAAACAAGUAUUCAACAAUGCCAUGGUAUACUGUAUGAUAAAAGAGGGAAGAUGACCCUAUAAGACUCUCUGACCACCAGUGUUGGUUGCAGUUUGUUUGCUUUAGGUAACACUGCUCUUUGGUAAAGGAUUUAAGUAAAUCCACAAUUCUCCCAAUUGAUUUGAUCUUUCAUUCGGUUCAAGGUAUUGUAGCAAAUUCGGGGGGUAGCCUUGACCGGGACUCGAACCCAGGUCCAGUGACUGUCAAGCCAACACCUUAAAGCGAUACUUUGGGAUUUUGGCAAUGAGGCCCUUUAUCUACUUCCCUAGAGUCAGAUGAACUCGUGGAUACCAUUUUUAUGUCUCUGUGUCCAGUAUGAAGGAAGUUAGAGGUAGUUUCGCUAACCAAUGCUAACUAGCAUUAGCACAAUGACUGGAAGUCUAUGGGUAUCUGUUGAACUAAUGUAACAGUUAAUACAGGGUUAAUCUGGGUUGUUGUGUCCAGUAAUGCAGUAAUGGUUAAAUCAUGUCAGUCCUCGGGGAACACAACCUCUGUGUUGUGUUGAAGAAGCAAGCUACUACUGUAUCACAAUCCGGCCGUGAUUGGGAGUCCCAUAGGGCAGCGCACAAUUGGCCCAGCGUCGUCUGGGUUUGGCCGGGAUAGGCCGUCAUUGUAAAUAAGAAUUUGUUCUUUACUGACUUGUCAGUAAAGAAAGGUAAAUAAUAUUAUUUACAAUGACGGCCUACCCCGGCCAUAUUAUUUAUGAUCCAUGUCCAGUGCUGCUUUGCAUACAGUAUACAGCAUACGGCAUACACUGAGUGUACAAAACAUUAUGAACACCUGCUCUUUCCAUGACAGACUGAGUGAAUCCAGGUGAAAGCUAUGAUCCCUUAUUGAUGUCACUUGUUAAAUCCAUUUCAAUCAGUGUACAUGAAGGGAAGGUGAAAGGUUAAAUAAGGAUUUUUAAGCCUUGAGACAAUUGAGACAUGGAUUGUAUAUGUGUGCCAUUCAGAGGGUGAAAAAAUAUUUAAAUGCCUUUGAACAGGGCAUGGUAGUAGGUGCCAGGCGCACCGUUUUGUGUCAAGAACUGCAACGCUGCUGGGUUUUCCACGCUCAACAGUUUCCCAUGUGAAUCAGGAAUGGUCCAUCACCCAAAGGACAUCCAGCCAACUUGACACAACUGUGGGAAGCGUUGGAGUCAACAAGGGCCAGCAUCCCUGUGGAACGCUUUCGACACCUUGUAGAGUCCAUGCCCCGUCGAAUUGAGGCUGUUCUGAGGGGGGUGCAACUCAAUAUUAGGUAUUCUUAAUGUUUUGUACGCUCAGUGUAUGUCUGCUAGUGAUGCGUGGGUUGACUCAUAACCCGCAGUCCCUACUGUUAUAUCCACGGGGCGGAUGAGUUUAGGGUCAUUAAAUAUUGAAUAAAGAGAAACAAUACCACAAAAAAUCCAUUAAUGUAUCAUUAUUGUGCAAUUAAUAUCUAUAGGCUACAUUGAGGUUUUUCUUUCAUUAUUUUAGGCUAACUGGUAUUAGUGCAUAAGCCUAAACGUUAGGGCUUAACUGUACGUGUGCCAAAUAGCCUACAGUACACAGCCAAUCGCCAAAUGAUGCUUUUGGGUAUGAGCAGAAAAAGUUAAAGUAAAUCCACGGAGGCAAAAAGGACAUUGUCGAAGUUUAAUUCUAUAAGACAAAAGCUGCGAAAGGAGAGUUGAAAAUAAAGAGAAGGGAGGGCCAGAAAAGUAAUGUUUGGAAAAGAUUUGGUGAAGUGGUAAAAGAGGAUGAUAGCAGUGUGGUUAUGUAUGUUAUGUGUGAAGCAUUGUGAGGCGCUAUACAAAUUCGACAGUCACAAGAUGGGACUUCAAAUAGGCCUAUGGCAUGUCAAGGGGACUGUAGCCUACAGUUAAGAUGGGUUAAAUGGAAACUGAAAACUGGACACUGACUGUAGGUCUAUACCUCUCAAAUAGCCUUAAUAAUAACUCCUGUAGAACUAAUCAUUUAUUUCAGUGAAAUGAUACACUAAAUGCAAGCAAAAUUUUGACUUGGGAACAGGAGUGGAGAAAUAUGAUUUCUUUCUUUCUGCAUCAGAGAAUGCAAUGCUCAGUUAGAUACCAUCUGUAUAGGUGCUGUCUUCAUCAUAAAAGCAUAAUAAAAGCUGAUAAUAUUUCAACAACAUAAAAUAUGCAUCAAAGCCGAACUGAAAUCUUAUCAGAAACACGUUGGGUCGUUUUCACAGCUUUCUUUUUCAUUACAACCGGUCAAACUGAUGUCAUUUGGACAUUUUGCACAGAACAUUUUUCCCGUUUUUUUUUUGUUCUUGUAUUUUUUCCCCAGUCCCUAAAUGUCUUUGCUCCUCGAAAGAUGACAGAGAAAACUUGACAGAUGUCAACUAGAUUGAAGCAUUCAUUCUGUCGAUCUAUUACAUUAUUCUGUUAAGCAAGGGUUCAUUUAGUCUUCUAGGGCAACAUAUAAUGACAAAAGAGAAGCUACAUGUAUCUAAUUAUAGACAAGUUGACUAACAAAUAGCCAUACAAAAUGCUGGAAAUUAUAAGCAACAUAUCUAAAUCAGGCAAAAUAAAAUCCUGCACCCCCUGUCAAAAAAAUUGUUGGGCCAUCUGACUGUAACCUAAUGCAUUUUCUAUAUUUGCGGGUUAGGGUUGGGUGCGGGCCUCAGAUUUUCAAUAUAUCACAUAUAGUCGGGCGGUUGCGGAUGGGUUAUUAGCAAUUGCGGGCGGGUGCUGGUGAAAAAACAACUGAACCACGCACCACUAAUGUCUGCAAUCAGAAGAGUGAGGUCUCCCACAGUAAGUUGGCAGAGGUUCAACAAGGUGAGAUGAGGGUGUGUGUGUGUGUGUGUGUGUGUGUGUGUGUGUCUUGCCUUCAGGGCCAUGGACCCCUUGACUCAGAGGAUGUGGUAACACACACUCAACACCGACAUACGCUCUACACAUUGUUAGUGGAUUGCACAAAAUAUCCUACCAAUAGAAUACUCCCAAAAGUGCAAACACCACCAGUAACUGUACUGUAGAAAGAAACAUUGUAUAAAAUGGUAUGUCAACACUGGUCUGCUAAAUACAGUAUGUACAGUAUAACUGGCAUCUCAACAGUCCUCUCUCUGUUCUCUCUCUGUUCUCUCUCUGUUCUCUCUGUUCUCUCUCUCUCUCUCUGGGGGGUUAUAGACCGUUCUCUCUGGCGGGUUCUCUUCUGAGCGGGGAGGCGGGCUCUCUGUUGCCUGACUCUCUCUCUUCGAGGUUCCUCUCUCUUCUCUCUUUCUCUCUGUUCUCUAUCUUCUCUCUCUCUCUGUUCUCUCUGUUCUCUCUGUUCUCUCUGUGUUCUCUCUCUGUUCUCUAUGUUCUAUCUGUGCCAGGCUUCUAAAGACCCAGUCCCUGGAGUGGUACUACAACAAUGUGAAGUGUCGCUUCAAGAAGUUUGUUAGUGCCAAGGUAAUGAAGACAAUAUACAGAAAACACCUGGCGGAGCACGGAACGCUGGGAGAACUCACAGGUACUGGACUGGUGUUUGGUACUGCUGUUACUGGGACAUUAGCGUCGACCAUAAUAGUGUGAAGGCUCUCUGCUUGUGUCUAGUGUCAUAUCUUAGCAGCCUUGUAUGGUGUACACUAGAUUCAUUCAGGACAGGCUGUGUGUGUGUGUGGUGCUGUAGGGCUGUUCCACAGUGUGUAUGCGUAUGUGUAUGGGUGUUUGAACAUGUGCACUAGGGGUGUAACAGUUCGGUGAGUAUUGCGGUUUUUGGGGUCAUGGUUCGGUUACGGUACAGCAGGAAAAUGAAAUGCCAACAAUUACUGUAAUUAAUUUCAGUUUAUUUGGCAAAAUACGCCAAAUUAAAAAGCAGCCAUUCACAAUGUUCCUGGCAUUGUCUGUUGUGACGGGGAUUGUUGUGUUGGGCCUCAAGUAGAGGUCUAAAAAGUUGGACCCGUUCCGAAACGGACCUGGGGCUUUCCCAUCCGGACAAAUAUGCAUAAAUACAUUUUUCAAUAUAGAAACCCAUUCUGAACGGACCCGAGGACGACCAGUUCUGUAUAGAAGUGGUCGGAUCCGAGUGAGGGAAGCAGCAGAAAAGUCUGUUUGUAAAAUAUUUUAUUAACUAGAGCUGAUAAAGCGCGAGGGAGAGGAUGGCUGGCUAAACGUUGAAGAGUCUUGACCAGAGUUGGAAGAGGCAGUGGGUCGUCUGGACGGUUUGCAGGAACAUAUGGCGGAUAGUUGGAGAUUGCAGCGAGUAGUGCGGACGAAGUGGAGGAAAUGGAAAAAAGGUUGGAGAAGCAAAGGCUGUGCUGGAAUGUGAACAAUAUGGGUGUCAGUUCUGAUGAUAUGGAUCGGGAGGAUGAGGGUCAAGGAUCUGAAUGGUUGGUAGUGGAAAGACAGGAAGAAGAGCGAGGAUGAUCCUAAAAGCAGUGGAGUGUCUAGUAUAGAAAGCAUAAAGUGGGCCAAGCUAGGAAGCAAUAGUAGUGAUGUGUUGGAGUGGAAAGUUGUGAUGGUGUUUGAUGAGACCAUAGGGCCUCAUUUACACCCUAUCCGAUUAACCAAUAUCGUAGAGAAAGAGAUAGGUGAAGUCAAACUAGCCCGGUUCAUUGGAAAUUAUAGAUUGCAAAUAUUUUGUAGUAGCCAGGCUCAGCAAGGGAUGAUUCUGCAAAUGGAAAAGCUUAAUGGGAAGAAUAUUAAAAGCCAUGUCCCUGGUGCUUAUGCUAGUUUGAGGGGAGUCAUCACUGGGGUCCCAAUAGAGGGUCAAAGAAGUGAAAGCUUAUCAGUGUUGCUGAGGUUUGAGAAGGUUUUGCCUGGAAAAGUACAGAUAGGAUCCAUUAGUUUCAGUGUCAGAGAAUUUGUCCCAUCCCCAUUGCAGUGUUUUAAGUUUAGAAUUAUUUUUACAACCUUGUUUUUACGGAAUAGCCCAGCAUGUUUUUUCAGCUCAGAUUUACUUACGAGGCAAUGGAAUAUAUCGCAGCAUAGGCAUGCAUAGCCUAUAGGCCUAGUGUUUAUUUUUCAUUUACUUUUUAAAAAUUCAUUUGGGUUCACAGUGCGGACCAAACCGAUGUCCCCGUACCAAACAGUACCGUUACAGCCCUAAUGUACACUCUUAGAAAAAAGGGUUCCAAAAGGGUUCUUUGGCUGUCGCCAUAGGUGAACCCUUUUUGGUUCCAGGUAGAACCCUUUUUGGUUCAAGGUAGAACUCUUUUGGGUUUUGUGUAGAACCCUCUGUUGAAAUGGUUUUACAUGGAGCCCAAAAGGGUUCUACCUGGAACCAAAAAGGGUUUUUCAAAGGGUUCUCCUAUGGGGACAGCUGAAUAACCGUUUAAGGUUCUAGAUAGCACCUUUUUUUCUAAGAGUGUAUGCGUGUGUAGGUAGGUAGGCUAUGUGAAUGCAUCAGACAUGUGCUAUUAUUAGUGUCUGUGCUUGACAACAUAGUACAUGUGUAAUAAUGCCCUCUACCAUAUUCACAAAGCCUCCUAACAUCCAGAACCUUCAGGGAGAGGACAGUCAGGGCUGUUUUGGCCAGGAGCUAUUUGCAGUAGCAGGGGUCCUCUCUCUCUCUCUCUCUCUCUCGCUAUCGCUAUAAGCUCAGAUAAUCCUCGAUCUCUCUACUCAUCUCUCGACCCGUCUCUCUAGGAUCAAUAGCUCUGCUCUCGAGCUUCAAGAUCCACGCUCUCGCCUCUCGCUCUCUCUCUCAUCUCUCUCUAUCUCCUCGUCUCUCUCUCUCUCUCUCUCUCUCUCUCGUACUCUCUCUCUCUCUCUCUCUCUCUCUCUCUCUCUCUCUCUCUCUCUCUCUCUCUCGUUCUCUCUCGCUGGACCUGAUUUACCAGAUGAGAGGAGGAUGCUCUACUGUGUUAGACGUGAUAGAGCAGCAUGCUGUUAUUUCUUGGUAGUCAUUUCCAAGCCUUUGCUUGUAAUUCCACUGUUCAGUAAAGGUAAUCAAUAGAAUAAUCAAUAUUAGGUAUCACUAAUGCAUAAACUCCACUAUGUAAUGGCUCCUUGAGAUUCUAAUUCUUGCAGAAUUUGUCUGUAGAGGCUUUAGGCGUCACUGCUGGUGUAAGCUGUCCAGCAAAACAUGUUCCUCUCACACACAUAGCCAAAGGCUAGUGACUCAAUAUGCUCGGGGACUUCUCUAAAUACCACAAGCAGGAGAAUGGUAGCAUAGUUCUGCAUAGCCAAUUUGUAGCAGUGAACAACAAUGAAUGUCAGCUCAAAGUUCAAAGUUAAGUCAUCCAAAAUGUACUUUCUGGCAGUACAAAGAGGCUUGUGCAGGCAGCCUGGUUAGGCCAUAGGAUUUGAUUGAAUUGAGGUUUGCUAGUGAAGCAUAGCAAGUGUGACUGACUGGGUUGGAACUUUAGGGCAUCUGUGUGUCACGACAAUACUUUGUUAGUCCACUGAGCUAAAGCCUAGGCAUUAGGGCCUUAAGCAAGGUCCUCUGCAGAGCACAAAGAGAGCCUGGGGAAGCAGGCUGGAGGCUGCUGAUUGAGUCAGGGGAGGAGAGGGUGAGGGGAGUUGGAGGAGAGGGUGAGAGGAGGUGGAGGAGAUGAGAGGGGGAGAGAGGGAGGAGAGGGGAAGGAGAAGGGGGGGAGGGAGGAGAGGGGGAGAGGAGACUAUGCAUGUAACAAACAUUUACUGCAUAUAUGGGAAAGUGAGGAAGGAGAGAAGGGACAAAGAGAUGAGGGGAGGAGAGAGGUGGAGGAAAUAGUGUGUGUGUUCAUGGUGUGUGCACCCCCAAUACACAGCCAGUUAGCAAUAGAGUCUCUAAGAAAACAGAAUGAGACUUAUUUGUUCUCAAAUCUAGUUCAUGUCCCUCAACCACCUUUCCCUUCUAAAGGAAUGGAGAUUACCCUACUGUUCCCCCAUCCACCUCUGAACUACUUGUACACUGGACCUGCGACAGUACAGGGAUAAGGCUGAUACAGCCUCAUACACACCCUAUAAUGCAGUUAUAUAACAACCACAGCAUUGUGUUCAUAUCUAGAGGACGUGAGUAGAGCUCAAACAGACUGAGAAUCUAUGACUAUGUACAGAGAAUACCCCUGCUCAAGCAAACCGCUGAUUCGACUGCAAUUACUCUGAGGCUACAGUAUCAUUGUUUAAUCGAGCAAUGUGUGCUCAUGUUAUGAGAGUAUUUGUUCACUGUCAUGCUCAAAAUACUUGUGGAAAAUUAUUGUUGUUUUGAUGUGUUUCUGUGUGUUUGAAUGCUCUGCGUGUGCUCAGUAGACACACAACUGGAAAAAGAGAUAUGAAACAGAUGAAGUCCUACCUGAAGUUGUCCAAUAUGAAACACCCAUUUUAUUUUCCUGGUUCAAACUGUUUUGCUACAUUGUGGCCUGCUGAACAUGACCCAUGCCUGUCCUGGGUGUUGUGUCUCUGUGAAGAGGGCAGCACGUAUGAGGAGAGCAUCGGCAAUGAGGGCAGUGUCUUUAGCGACAAAGCCUUCUGCAGACAGAGUGAAGGUAGGCUUCUGUCUUUCCCAUUCUUAAGUAUUUAAUGUCUUUGUUUAUAUAUGCCCUACCAUCCCUCCCCUGAUUGGAGUAAACUAAAGGACAACAAUACUUCUACUGCUACUUACAGCUAUUUUCGCUCACAUCAACGGUACCUGUAGUUAAAUAAUUAUACCUCAUUUCCUCUUUCGUCAAGUAUUUAAUGUCUUUAUUGAAAGAGCAGAUAGACUGAAAAACAGACCAACAAAACACUAAGUGACAGAAUUAAAAAGCCAUUUUGGGCUGUCCAAUGUAGACAUUUUCAAAUACAUGCAACUUAAAAGUUUAUAUCACGAAAUGUAGAUCUGAAAUAUUUUAGACAUAAUAGACAUCAGAGCAAUGUUGAGGAAAUCCUAUUUAAGCCAGGAAUGGAUGUUCAUAUGAUAGGGAAGAUAUACAAAACCUUACAGAGAGCCUAUCCAACUGACAAUCUCUAUGAAAAAAAUAUAAACUAUUGGAACCAAGACUUAAAAAGAACAGAUAUUGGCACAAGAUGGAGGGAAUGUUGGAACAUACACUGAGUAUACAAAACAUUAAAAACACCUGUUCUUUCCAUGACAUCAACUGACCAGGUGAAUCCAGGUGAAAGCUAUGAUCCCCUAUUGAUGUCACAUGUUAAAUCCACUUCAGUCAGUGUAGAUGAAGGGGAGGAGACAGGUUAAAGAAGGAUUUUUAAGCCUUGAGACAAUUGAGACAUGGAUUAUGUAGGUGUGCCAUUCAGAGGGUGAAUGGGCAAGACAAAAGAUUUAAUUGCCUUUGAACGGGGUAUGGUAGUAGGUGCCAGGUGCACCAGUUUAUGUCAGGAAUUGCAACGCUGCUGGGUUUUUCACGCCCAACAGUUUCCCGUGUGUAUCAAAAAUGGUCCACCACCCAAAGGACAUCCAUCCAUCUUGACACAACUGUGGUAGGCAUUGGAGUCCACAUGGGCCAGCAUCUCUGUGGAACACUUUCGACAACUUGUAGAGUCAAUGCCCCGACAAAUUGAGGCUGUUCUGAGGGCAAAAGGAGGAGGGUUGCAACUCCAUAUUAGGAAGGUGUUCUUAAUGUUUGGUAUACUCAGUGUAACUAAUGCAAUUACAGUUAACGAUAAAUGUAAGCUUAAUCCAGUAUAAAACUAAUGUAUAGAAUGUAUUAUAUAAUAGACACAAUUCACAAAUUCUACAGCACAAUGGUGUAAAAUUAACAAUGACUCAUGCCUUUUGGGGGUGCUAUAAAGUCCAAAAGUUAUGAGCGGAGUUAGAAAUUUGGCUGUCAGAAGUUUUACAAUGUAAAUGUACAUUUAAUCCGUCUAUAGCAUAUUUGAAGACAUGGUUUAUGAGGGCUGGACCAUACAUUUCUCGUCAAUCAUUUUGAAAAAACGUUUCUUUAUAAACUGGAAAUCAAAUGAUCCUCCAUUUACGUCCCGUGUAGCUCAGUUGGUAGAGCAUGGCGCUUGCAACGGCAGGGUUGUGGGUUUGUUUCCCACGGGGUGCCAGUAUGAAAAUGUAUGCACUCACUAACUGUAAGUCGCUCUGGAUAAGAGCGUCUGCUAAAUGACUAAAAUGUAAAUGUAAUGUAAAUGUAAAAGAAAACAAAUCUUUAAAAACAAAAACUAAGUACUACCACCCUCUGGUGGUUGGUGUGUGUUCAGCAAGACUUUAAUCUGAAGAGACUUCUCUCUAUUAUACCCACUUUCUCUUCUCAGAGCACAGCAUGGCAGAGACCUUCACAGUGGCACUGAGGGUGGCAGGGGAGGCCAUCUACAAGGCAGAGGGACACACCGACAAUCAGGUAACAUAUUCUGCGGGGGUCAGUCGGUCAGUCUGUCUGUCUGUCACUCAUAUGAUUCAGCGGGUAAAGGGAGAAAGCAAGACUUCUGAAGAUUGAUUAAGCUUUGCAUUACAAGAUUUGUAUUCAUUCUAAUUUGCUCAAAUGCAGAUUAAAUGUGCAGAUCAUUCAUAUACAAUUCAAUUUAUUUUGUACUGCCCUAAUUAAACAAACCCACUUCUACAUUAUUGUCCAUUUAAAUAUCGUAGCAUGCAGUAGUACUGUACCUCUUGUAACAGACUAGCCGAGCAGUGACACAGUCAUCUUCUGCACCUACUCACUCCUUUAAUCUGUAAAAUGUUUCAUAUCCAAAACCACUUUUUAAAACAGUUUACAGGAUAUUAUUUUAUAUUUAGAGUUUAUGUUUAAAAGAGUCAUCAUCUUAUCGACUGUCUAUCUGACUUGGUUGUUGUUCUCUCUAGGAUAUGCAGAGCGAGGCGAGGUAUUUGCGGGACCUCAGGGAGGAGCUGAUUGAGGAACUGGCCACAACCAUCGCACAGAAAGUAAUUUAAUUUCAAUUCAAUUAAACUCAACUCAACUCAAUUCCAUCCUAGAUCAUCCGACGGAGGAAGAACCUGGUUGAGAUGAAGCCAGACUAUGACCUGGACUGGCCCCCAAACAACCAGAGUGGUGACCAGCCCUUGGCUUCAAGCUGCCCCAGCUCCCAGAUCACCACAUCAGCCCGUGCCAAGGCCUCUCUAUGGGUAAGCAUGGAGCGUAAGGUGGUUCAGGGAACUACGCUUAUGUGAUCGGUAACCUUGCCUAGGCUUUAGUUCAGAGGGCUAACACAGUCUUGUGGUGUGCAGAGAACCCAGGUGUUGAACCUCGAUAGCCAGGCUUCUUCAUGUUUGUUCAGAAAGCCGAGUGAUAAACGAGACUUGGAAGCAUGGUGACUCGAGACUAUGGGUUGCCCAACAUGAAGACUUGUGUUAGCUGAUGACCAGGCUUUAGCUUAGCAGGCUAACACUGUUAAAAACCCAGUCUGUCACAUAAGACCAGAACAUAUAUAUGGAGUGUGACAUAUGUUGGUUAUCUUUACCUCUCUUUACCCAUAUUUAAUUCUGUGUAUUUACCUCUGCGGUCUCCCUCUGCUUCCCUUCUGGAUGACAACGUUGUGAUGCAGUGCUCUGGGGUUUCCCAGGACUCUCAGCAGGGGCUGAAGGAGGAGGGAGGAGCGGCAGGGUUGGCCAGCUGGAAGAGUGUUGACCACCUGGACGACUCCAGUAAGAGCCUGCUGGCCACUGCAAUUUACUAUUCACACACAUCUUUACAAAUGUCUUUAGUACACACACCUUAUGUAAUACGUUUCAGAGUUACCUGUUAGUGAUGUACUCUAGCUAAAGACUGGUGGCUAAAGGCUUCCUCCUUUGUGGUUGUGUUUCCGCCUGUCUAUCUGCUGUGUGUGUGUGUGUGUGCGUGCAUCUGUGCAUGUGUGUGUAUGUGUGUUUACAUGUCUGUCUGUGGUGGUGUGUGUGUGUGUGGCAUCUAUCUACCCUUGUGUGUGUGAGGUGCAUCCUCAGUGCUGAAGAGCCCUUACGGGAAUUGGAUCGCCUUGCAGAGCACCCAGCUGUCUCGGCCCAGCCUGCUGACCAAGUGGAAGUUGCUGGUAUUCAGUGUCCUGGAGUGGGAGUUCGGUGUGAUAUCCGCCUACAAUGAAAUGGGCUCUGACGACGCUGAGGGGGGUGAAGGGGCCUGGGGUGCUGCCCUGCUGGAGAUAAGCAGGAAAAUGACCUCCAACGCCAACAACAACCAGGGGUCAGAGGCUCCAGACACCCAGGCCUCUGCUGGCCAGCAGCCCAGCAUCCCAUCACACUCGCUGGGCCACCACGCCAGCACCGACACCCUCAACUUCGAGUCUGAGGUAGGAGAAGGUCAGGUUGAAUGUCAAGGGUCAAAACUCCAGAAGCCUCAUCUCGCCUUCCUGAAGAGAGAAAGAGAUCAGGAGGAGGAGAGGUUAUGGCAGAUGGAGGUGGAGAUAGCGGGAGGGAGAGCGGAGGAGAGUAAAAAGGAGAAGAGGACAAAGUAGAGGGAGGGCGAUGGAGGAGGAGAGCUGAGGUCGACACUUAUCAAUCUGGCUAGUCAGGUCAGAGGCACAGAGCUCACAUCCACUGAAGAUGAGUUGGACAGAGUGGGUAGGUGGGAGGAGGAAUGGGAGGAAGAGAGGAAGGAGGAGAGCAGAAGAGAGGGAGGGAGAAGGGGGAGAGGAGAGGAGCUCACCAUCAAGUUGCAUAUGCUGGCUAGCCAAUUCACACAGUUGUCAUCAACAGAGGAUGAGCUUGACCGAGUGGGUCUCAGCAAUGAAGAGAUGGAGGAGAAGAGAGAAAGAGAGAGUGAGGGAGAGAAGGAAGAGCUGACAUCCAAACUGUGUAGACUGGCUAGACAGGUCAAUGCCAUGCAGUUUUCAUCCACAGAGGAUUAACUGGAUAGAGUGUGUGGAGAGAGGGAGGAGGAGAGAGGGAGGAGAGAGAAGGAGGAGGAGAGAGGGAGGAGAUAGACGGAGGAGGAGAGAGGGAGGAGAUAGAUGUGGAGGAGAGAGGGGGGAGAGGAGGAGGAGGAGGAAAGGGAGGAGAGGAGGAGAGAGAGGGAGGAAGGAGGAGGAGAGGAGGGAGGAGAGGAAGGAGAGGAGGAGAGAGAGGGAGGAGGGGAGAGGGAGGAGGACGAGGGAGGAGAGAGAGGAGGAGAAGAGGAGGAGGAGAGAGGGGGAGGAGGGAGGAGAGAGAGGAAGGAGGAGAGAGGGAGGGAAGGAUGAGGAAGAGAGGAGGGAGAUGGAGGAGAGGAGGAGAGAAGGGAGGGAGGAGAGGAGGAGAGAGAGGGGAGAAAGGGAGAGAGAGAGGGAGGAGAGAGACAGGAGGAGAGGAGAGAGGGAGAGGAGAAGAUGGGGAGAGAAGAGAGAAGGAGAGGGGAGAGAGACGGGAGAGAGGGAGGAGAGAGGGAGGGAGAAAGAAGGAGGAGGGAGGAGAGAGGGAGGAGAUAGACGGAGGAGGAGAGAGGGAGGAGAUAGAGAGGAGGAGAGAGGGAGGAGAGAGACAGAGGAGGAGAGAGGGAGGAGAGAGACGGAGGAGGAGAGAGGGAGGAGAGAGACGGAGGAGGAGAGAGGGAGGAGAGAGGGAGGAGGAGGAGGAGGAGAGGAGGAGAGGGAGAGAUAG